AUGCUGGAUUCGUCUUACAAUCGGAUUGUUGGGUUUGAUUCUUGGGUCGGUGGUGAGAAGCUCCUUGUUUCGGUGUUUGGGGCUUACAAUCGGACGCUGGGUUUGAUUUUCAGGGACUUUGAGUGCCAAGAGAGUACUGAAGUUGCGAUUGUUGGCGAAGAUUUGUCCGAUCAAGAAGCUGAGUUGAGAAUAGGAGAUGGGUCUGUGGAGAUACCAUGUGUGAAGCUUUGUUAUCAGCAAAAGAAAGCGACUUUGGUGGUGCCCAGUUUUGAGAGUGUAAUAAUAAUCCGCGGGAAAGAUAAGGGUGAGACUGGAACCAUUAAGCAUGUCAUCAGAUCUCAGAAUCGUGUCAUUGUUGAAGGAAAGAAUCUGAUCAAGAAGCAUAUAAAGGGAGGCUCUGAUCAUGAAGGUGGGAUUUUCACGGUGGAGGCUCCUCUUCACGCCUCAAAUGUGCAAGUUGUUGAUCCUGUCACUGGGUAUGUAUGUAUGAUCUCACUGCAUACUGAUCAUGCUUGUGUUUAA
Eruca vesicaria subsp. sativa (arugula) is the source of this 522-nucleotide messenger RNA. The record is from the annotation of a GenBank genome assembly. NCBI's taxonomy places the organism in Eukaryota, Viridiplantae, Streptophyta, Magnoliopsida, Brassicales, Brassicaceae.